AUGGAGCGGGAGGGCGGCGGCCCGGGGCCCCCCGCGCCCCACGAGCCCAUCAGCUUCGGCAUCGACCAGAUCCUGGGCGGCCCCGAGCCCACGGGGCCGCACCGGGCGGCGGCAGAGCCCGACUACGGGCUCUACGGCAGCGGCUACGGCCCCACCGGUCCGCUCGGCUCCUACAACCUCAACAUGAGCAUGAACGUGAGCGUGAACGUGACCCCCGCGCCCGCCGCGCCUCCCGCCGGAGUCAUCCGCGUCCCGGCGCACCGGCCCGCGCCCGCCCCGCCGCCCGCCGCGCCCGCCGCGCCGCCGCCGGGGCCCGCGCUGCCGGGGCUCACGUUCCCGUGGAUGGAGACCACGCGGCGCAUCGCCAAGGACCGGCUCUCAGCCGCGCUGUCGCCCUUCGCGGUGACGCGGCGCAUCGGGCACCCGUACCAGAACCGGACGCCGCCCAAGCGCAAGAAGCCGCGCACGUCCUUCUCCCGGGUGCAGAUCUGCGAGCUGGAGAAGCGCUUCCACCGCCAGAAGUACCUGGCCUCGGCCGAGCGUGCCACCCUGGCCAAGGCCCUCAAGAUGACGGACGCCCAGGUCAAGACCUGGUUCCAGAACCGCCGCACCAAGUGGAGGCGUCAGACGGCGGAGGAGCGCGAGGCCGAGCGGCAGCAGGCCAACAGGCUGAUGCUGCACCUGCAGCAGGAGGCUUUCCAGAAGAGCCUGGCACAGCCGCUGCCCCAGGACCCGCUCUGCAUGCACAACUCCUCCCUCUACGCCCUGCAGAACCUCCAGCCCUGGGCCGAGGACAACAAGGUGACGUCGGUCUCUGGGGUGGCCUCUGUGGUGUGA
Agelaius phoeniceus (red-winged blackbird) is the source of this 837-nucleotide messenger RNA. RefSeq names its product T cell leukemia homeobox 2 (gene TLX2). Gene Ontology annotation, biological process: regulation of transcription by RNA polymerase II; animal organ development. Gene Ontology annotation, cellular component: nucleus. Gene Ontology annotation, molecular function: RNA polymerase II cis-regulatory region sequence-specific DNA binding; DNA-binding transcription factor activity, RNA polymerase II-specific. Lineage: Eukaryota; Metazoa; Chordata; Aves; Passeriformes; Icteridae. The record is from RefSeq and is a predicted model, not a curated record.